ACUCAUCCCAGGGUGAUUGGAAUGGCAACAUCGCAUGAACUUCUAAAUAUAUGGAAUGGAAUGAAAGAGAGAAAAAAUUGUUUGACAGUGGAAGUCUUGCACCAGAAACCGUAUUAGCCUGCCCACCGACUGCGGAAGGUUGGCUCCUUGGAAUGAUCAAAGAAGGAAGUUCUGUAUGGGAAAAGAUUGUGAAUGAGGCUGCAAGGACGAUCCCGGGAAGAGAAAAUGGCGGAAAUUGUGAUAUCAAAAACCUCAGUAGAGGUUCAAAAGUAUACCUUCCAGUGUUUUUCGAUGGCGCGAAUCUAAGUACAGGUGACAUGCACUUCUCUCAGGGUGAUGGUGAAGUUUCAUUCUGUGGAGCAAUAGAAAUGAGUGGAUUCCUUUAACUCAAGUAAGCAUUUGCUCAAUUCUAUCAACUAAUCUUAGUAUCUCCAUUGCCAUUUUCAAUCAGGUCCCUGUCUUAUUUAUUAUUUGUUUAUAUAUUGUUUCCAUUAUUUAAGUUUUUCUCUUUUUCUUAACAUACAUAUA
This is a messenger RNA of Dioscorea cayenensis subsp. rotundata (Guinea yam), 528 nucleotides long. Its product is annotated as acetamidase-like. The transcript has 2 exons. Bases 51 to 386 code for a protein of 111 amino acids. NCBI's taxonomy places the organism in Eukaryota, Viridiplantae, Streptophyta, Magnoliopsida, Dioscoreales, Dioscoreaceae. The record is from RefSeq and is a predicted model, not a curated record. Gene Ontology annotation, molecular function: hydrolase activity, acting on carbon-nitrogen (but not peptide) bonds, in linear amides.